GAAUCGCUGCUGUCAGGUCUUGGGCCAGGCUCGGCCUCCCAGCAGAGUCUGGAUCGCCUGCGACUGGCCGCGCUACAUUCUCUUGCGCUUGGGCUUCUGGUUUGGUUCGAGGCUUUCCGUCAUCCCGAGCUUCGGGCAGCGGCUUGCGAGGGCCACGAGGCCUCCUCCGCAGCGUUGCUCGCCGAGCGGGCCUCUGCACUGACGAUGGUUGUGGCCUGGCUCUUCGCGGCCCUGACGCGCACUGCGGCUUGGCGAUGCGAGGCCUGUGUUUGGCUUGCACCGCGCGCGGAGGAGGUGCUGUCAGAGUUCAUCGAGAGCGAUCGGGGCUGUCCACUGGCGGGCCGCGCCCUCGACUUGGCAGAGGCGCUCUGCGCAGAGCCCCGUGUGGCAGACGCAUGGCUACACGAGUUGGCCUCGCUGUCGCUCCUGGUGAUGGACGGCUCCUCGCAGGUCCGACCCUCCGAGCGCCUGGGCCCGGCCUCCGAGCUCUCGGAGCUUGGUGAGCUACAGCGUGACGUCCAGAUGGAGCUGCAGCGCUUCAGCGAUGCCACCGAGGCCCGCUUCGAGGAGCUUCUUGCGUCGACGGAGGCGCUCUGUCAGCGCGCUGAGAGCAGCCCUAAGCCUCUAGAUGGCACCGUGAAAGUGCGGCGGAAGACCUCCAAGGGCAACCGGGAGCAGCUGCUGAAGACAAAACUGGACAGUGGUAGGGGCCUGGCGAUUCCAGAGACGUCAGAGUCUCGCGGGAAGCCGAGUGACUCAGGCUCCUCUUCUGAAGCACCGAAUCGUGACCUCGCGGAUGUGGAUCGAAUCCAGGCGGACUUUGCGGCUUCGCGGGGGUCGCUCGCGCAGUUGCUGGAGCAGGCUCUGAAGCAUGAGACGGCGAAGCAAUCGCAGCAACCGCAGGAAGUGGCCCCAGUGCUUGGCCUGAAGCCACCCGCGCUUCCAGAGAUGCGGCCCAGGCCGGAUGACUUGAGGGUGCCUCAAGGAGUUCAAAGAGAAACUCUGCGCCCACAGGCGGAGCUCCAGCCGAAAGAGCCAUCAGGGUCCAGCGUCCGGUCAGAGUCGCAAGGCUCGUCUGUGAGCACGCAGCGGCCGAGCCGGGGGCCGAAGCGCUAUGCCGAGAUGCGGCGCCAGACGCUUGAAGAACGAGCGCGGCGUGCCGAGGUGAGCCCGGAGGCACCAAGCGAGACGCACUGGACUAAAGCCGAGGCUCCCGCUGCGUCGCUGUUGACACCAGCUCCUCCCUCGCCGCCUUGGAAUGUCCAAUCUGUAGCCUCGCCCCUGGCCAACGCUUUGCCGGCUUCAGGGCUGAGCUCCGAGGCUUCUCGCGUUUGA
Symbiodinium pilosum is the source of this 1335-nucleotide messenger RNA. Lineage: Eukaryota; Dinophyceae; Suessiales; Symbiodiniaceae. The record is from the annotation of a GenBank genome assembly.